Molecule: messenger RNA, 1894 nt
Organism: Linum trigynum
Lineage: Eukaryota; Viridiplantae; Streptophyta; Magnoliopsida; Malpighiales; Linaceae
Source: the annotation of a GenBank genome assembly
CCCAAGACCGAUUUCUUUUUCGUUUUAUUAAAGUCUCAAAAUGGCGACAUUUUAUUUAGAAGCCAAGAGCCCAUCAUUCCAACUAGAUCCAUCAGCUCUGUCGAUUUUGUUGACGACGAGCUUUGAUUUUCAUUUCAUAAUGAAGGUCUUCCAAUCGCUUUGGUUCCCGAUAUUGAUUAAACUAGACGAUAUUAAACCGAUUUGGCAACCAUCAUUUUAAUCCUUGACCCUGAGUUGGGGCUGGAAGUUCAUUUGUGUUGCGCUUUUGUAACAGAAUUUAAGGGACAAAGAUUCUGAAUGAGGUUUGACCGGUGUCAUGUUCUUUCCUGAGUUACCGUCUACUGAAAGAGUUAUAUGAAGCAGUAGGGUACCCGCGGAUUUAAACACAAACACACCCCGCAAAAAAGUAUAGUGGGUUUAAACCCGAACCUGGCCUGCAAUUCGUCAAAGCGGGUUUUAUCCGCGUUUAUCGGAUUGGCUCGGGUAGGGUACCCGCGGAUUCGGGUUCUACUGCCAUCCUUACAUAAUUUGGUAAGUUGCCAUGGUUUCAAUUUUGAUCGGACUAAAUUCAUGACAGCCGUGGUCUAAUAGUGAAACAUAUUUUAAGAUUAAGGAUUGGACUAACGUUGUAUUUGGUUCGCUUUGGUCCGGCUAAAUGUCAUUUCGGUCCAUUUUUCUUUGUAUUAAUAAAAUUCAUGGGAUCAAGUACCAGAGCGAAGAACUUGCUCACAAGAGCUCACAAUCCUACUUUGUUAAGCACCAUAGAUGUAUUGCUCAAGUUUACAUAGGUCAAUACCUAUAUGCUUAACAAAUAGGGUCAUUCGAAUUCAAAUGCAAGACCUCUCCGUUAUAGAACACUGUUACCAUGUUAGAAACCAGUUAGUAUCAAUAACUCGAGUUGUUAGAACAAAUUCAAUUAUGGAUUGCAUAUAUAUCACUUUACUAACCAUAAUUAACCAUGCGAAAUGUUCAGUUGUGGGAUAAAUAAGUUCACACUCAGAAGAUUAAACCAUCACUAUCUCUUCACUCCCAUGGUCUAGGGCAUUGGUGGUCACCGGACUUCUGUCGAUCACGAGUUGGAAACAGCCGAUUGUGAACCAGAAACCAACUUGUCACAUGCCUUACCCUCUUUUCAACGUCGCCUCUGUCUGUACUCUGUAGCUAGCUCGUUCUUCCCACUUUGAAAAACUCUUGUCUCUGUCUCUGUCAGACAUUUUCCCAGUACUAGAAUCCAACAGCAGCCUCUGUCGCUCACCCUCGCAUCCAAUAACACCAAUCAAUCCGAUUGGCUGAUUCCAUUUAGUCCCCGGUCCCAAGAAAACCCGAUUCCCCACGACUCCUCACCCUAUUAAACUCUUUCAGGGAUAAGAAAUCGAAUCGAAGAGAAAAGGGCCACGGCCGGCCGGAGACUCAGAAAUAGACGGUGAUGAAGAUGCUGUCGUCGUUGGUGUCGGCGGAAGUGCCGCGGCAGCAGGGGGAGGAGGAGCUGGCCCCGCCCUUCUCUCACGACAAGCGCUACGGACUGCACGGGGAAAUCCUGAUGCUAGUGGUGGUCGGAAUCUUUGCCAUUUUCAUCCUCCUGCUCAUCGCCGUAAUCCCCUGCCUGAAGCGAAACGCCGCCGGUAAUCACUCUUCCGAAGAACUAUUUUCACAAUCAUCACCGCGGGGCCGGCAGCUGGUGGCGGACAAAAGGGAUGAAUGAUUGAGGGUCGGAUUAGCAAGGAACAGAGCUGGAGUGUGGCUAGUGUAGUGUCGGCAGAUGGUUAAUUAUGGUCGUUCUCUGCAUUUUGGUUGCCUUUUCUUUUGUGUGUGGAGAAUUUAGAAACUCAGGCACAACUUUGCAAUUUGCUAGAAUUUGUAUACUAUUUACUAUAUAUAAAGGUAAAUAUGGUUG